GCGGCGGCCAGGGCUCGAACACAUAGCAUGUUGUUGUUGCACCUGUGAAAUAGGCCUGACACGAUAGAGAGGGAGGAUAUCGAAUCCACGCCAUUCCCCGUGUUUAUCAUCCACUCUGCGUGUUUUUUGACGUUUCGUUGCUAGACUCAACCACCAAAUGACAUUAAUCACACGGGGGAGAAAAAACCCGCUUGUUCCGAUGUUAUAUCGUCUUUAUAUAUAGUUAGCGAGCUAUACAGGUAAGCUAAUGUACAGAAGUCCAACUCAUCGGCUGUCAUGUUUAUCUUUAGGCUAGCGGUUGGUGUUUAACGCGUCAAAACAGCCUCGCCACUCAGCCUCACCUCUGCUUUAGCGAGCCAGAGGCUAAAGAUAAGUAGCUUGUUUAUUAGCUGAAGGAUGCUCAUUUCUCAUCCACACGUUGUAAUUCAGCACCGGUCCCUCCCGAGGGGUCUCACCGCGACCAGGGGGCUCGUUUCUAAGUUGAGCACCAUCUUGUAUCCCGCGACAACUUCUGUGUAAGCUGUGCGGUGCGUAUCGAGGGUGAACCCGCAAAUAAUCGCUGUCGUUCGCCUCCAGUGAGAGCAGUAUGAGUAAGGAACUGUCUCUCGGUCAGUCAGCUCAAUAUGUUGGGCCCUACAGACUGGAGAAAACGCUGGGGAAGGGACAGACAGGACUGGUCAAGCUCGGGGUCCACUGUAUUACGGGUCAAAAGGUCGCGAUCAAAAUAGUCAACAGGGAGAAGCUGUCGGAGUCGGUCUUGAUGAAGGUUGAAAGGGAGAUUGCCAUUCUGAAACUGAUUGAGCAUCCGCAUGUGUUGAAGCUGCAUGAUGUUUACGAGAAUAACAAAUACCUGUACCUGGUGCUGGAGCAUGUGUCUGGAGGAGAGCUGUUCGACUACCUGGUGAAGAAAGGACGGCUGACUCCGAAAGAGGCCAGGAAGUUCUUCAGGCAGAUCAUCUCUGCCUUGGAUUUCUGCCACAGUCAUUCCAUCUGUCACAGAGACCUGAAGCCUGAGAACUUGCUCCUGGACGAGAAGAACAACAUCCGAAUCGCUGACUUUGGCAUGGCCUCCCUCCAGGUGGGAGACAGUCUGUUGGAGACUAGCUGUGGAUCACCACAUUAUGCGUGCCCUGAAGUGAUACGGGGGGAGAAAUAUGAUGGGCGGAGAGCAGAUGUGUGGAGCUGUGGGGUCAUCCUGUUUGCUCUACUGGUGGGCGCCCUGCCUUUUGACCAUGACAACUUACGUCAGCUCCUAGAGAAGGUGAAGAGUGGGGUGUUCCACAUGCCCCACUUCAUCCCCCCGGACUGCCAGUCUCUGCUCAAGGGUAUGAUCGAGGUCAACCCUGAAAAGAGGCUCACGCUCGAGGCCAUCCAGAAACACGCCUGGUAUCAGGGUGGUCGAAACGAGCCGUGUCCUGAGCAGCCUCCUCCCAGGCGAGUGUGUGUGAGCCGAAUCUUGUCCCUGACUGAGCUGGACCCAGAUGUGUUGGACAGCAUGCACUCGCUGGGCUGUUUCCGAGACAGAGUCAAGCUCACACGUGACUUGCAAUGUGAAGAAGAGAAUCAGGAGAAGAUGAUCUAUUACCUACUGCUGGACAGGAAAGAGCGUUACCCCAGCUAUGAGGACGAGGACUUGCCUCCGCGCAAUGACGUAGCAGACCCUCCUCGUAAGCGUGUUGACUCUCCCAUGCUGACGCGCCACGGCCGCUGUCGCCCCGAGAGGAAAAGUCUUGAAGUGCUGAGUGUUACAGAACAGGGGUCUCCCACCCCGCCUCGCAGGGCCCUGGAUACAGCUGCACACAGUCAGAGGUCUCGCUCGGUGAGCGGAGCCUCCACUGGUCUCUCCUCCAGCCCCCUCAGCAGUCCCCGGAGCCCCGUCUUCACUUUCAGCCAAUCAGACGUCACCUCCGCCACCGCUACCCUCCUCACAAAGGAGACCAAACAGGGAACCACCACCACGCCUCGCUCAGCGCGGGCUCACGACAAGCCCAAAGCUCCCCCCAACCCAAAGACCCAGACCCUGCCCAGCAAGGGACCAGCCGACCGACCCCACCUGCAGCCCAUCAAAUCCCUGCCUCUGCACAACCCAUCCUCCCGCUCCCCCUCUCCGCUUCUGUCACCCAUCCCCCGUUUCUUCUUCCCCUCGUCCUCUGUCCUUAAGUCAGUGACUAAGAGCUUCUACCCAAACUCUGCCCACUCUGUGCCGCAGGUAACCCCCCAAGGCUCUCCACUGCCCACACCCCUGGGCACCCCUGUCCACCACCCUCACCACCCCUCCUCCACCCCGCCCUCCUCCUCCUCGUCCUCCUCCUCUUCGCGGGCGGAGGGUGGGGGAGGUGUGGGCUCGCUCUCGCUGACCCCGCCCUCCAGUCCAGGUGGGGGAAGCGGCAUGGCGGCAAGCAGCUCUGCUCACUGGAGGACUCGUCUCAAUUCAUUCAAAAACAACCUGCUGGGCUCGCCGCGUUUCCAUCGCCGCAAGCUGCAAGUUCCUACAUCAGAAGACAUGUCCAGUCUAACACCAGAAUCUAGCCCUGAGCUGGCUAAGAAGUCCUGGUUUGGAAACUUCAUCGGCUUAGAGAAAGAGGAGCAGAUCUUCGUGGUCAUCAGAGACAAACCUCUUAGUUCUGUCAAAGCCGACAUUGUGCACGCCUUCCUGUCUAUCCCAUCGCUCAGUCACAGCGUCCUUUCCCAGACCAGCUUCAGGGCCGAGUACAAGUCCUCCGGCGGCCCCUCCGUCUUCCAGAAGCCCGUCAAGUUCCAGGUGGACAUUGCCUUCUCCGAGGGCGAGAGAGAGCGGGACAGGGAGAGGACCGAGAGGGAGGGCCGGAGGGAGACAGGAAUCUACAGCGUGACGUUCACCCUCAUAUCAGGUCCAAGUCGCAGGUUCAGACGAGUGGUGGAAACGAUUCAAGCCCAGCUUCUAAGCUCCCAUGAUCAACCCAUGGCUCAAGGCCUAUCUGAUGAGAAGAACGGCCGGCCCCACGGGACCCCCACCCGCCAAAACUCGAGACGCUCCGAGGGUGGGGGCGACAGGUGUGAGUGGGGAGACCGAACAGACGGAGGAGGCAUCGGAGGCAGCGGGGGAGUUCUGCAGCGCAGAGGCUCAGCGAAAGAGAGAACCCGACUGCUGUCCUCCAACGGAACCCAGUCCCAGCCGUAGGAUAGAAAGUGAGACCAUGCAGCAGGAUGCUUGAACCUACACCCGAGAGACGACAGUGUAACUCCACCUCAACGUAUCCCUGCAAGCCAUGAGCUUCUCCUCUUCGUCCUUGACUAAGUUAAUGAAGGUGCUUGACCAUAGCAAGGAUUGAGCCUUUUCCCUCCGUCGUGUUUUUUUUUCUCCAACUCAUCAUUCUCUUGACCUUUUGGAUCAUCAGGAUUCCUUCCCUUAAACGAGAAAGAGGUGUUAGGGAAUGACCCUUUAAUGAAAAAAAACUAAACUUUGUGAAUGAGCAUUUUGGUAUCCAUCAUAGAUACAGCUUCACAGAUCAAACUAGGAAAUUUUGCUAAUGUGCAUGCCAGUUAGCAAAAUCAGCCAGUUAAAGGAUGCUGACCUGAUCAGAUAGGCUAGUCUACCAUAUCAUUGUUAUCCAGUUUCUGACACCAAAAAGAAAUAACGGUCUUGUUCUCAAGAUUCAAAUUAACCAGUGCGCUCAUAUCACUAUCAAGCAACACGCAAUUAUCAGUCCAUACUGAAAGACAUAUAGAUGUAACCUCAACAGAGGAACCCUAAACGUUAGCAGCCUGCUACCACUUCAGCAACGAGCUGAGUUUAAAAGGUCCUGAUUUUCUCAGAAGAAGCGACACGCUGGGAUCCCUGCUGUGUCCUCUCCCGAGGUAAAGAAAACCAACAAAGUAAGCUAAGUAAGUGAAUGUGAAAAAAAGAUAUUUUUUUAUUUAGUUUUAUUUAUUUAUGUUUACAUGUUUCUUGGAAGAUGUCAGUAGCACAGUGAUAUCCGUACAGACAGUAACUAAAAACACUGCAGUGUUAAAAGGGGGAAGCUGACAUAUUUGUUUCUCGGACAGGAAUUAGUUUCAAGUUUAACGUUUUCGAUUCUUUUGUAUUAUUAUGAUUUUUUGCUCGGAGACAAUAUGAAACAAUGCUUCUAAGAUUUUUGGCAUUGGUCUCCUGUUGCUCUGAAGAAAAGUAUUUUUUGAUUUGAACAGAAAUAUGAACAUUACUAUAUGAAAAAGAAAAAAAAAAACACUAUGCGUGAAUAUUUCCAUGAACCUCAUCACAGCGGUUUGUGCCCAGAGAGAAGUGAGAAGAAGAGCAUUCCUGACCUGUGGAUCAAACAAAGGCCACCGUUCUCGUGGAGCUUGUCUCCUAUCGCCAUAGUAUUCACGUACUGACUGAACUAUAUGAAAUGAAAAGAGGAAAAAAAGGACUCACAAAGGAAAUUCAUCCUCGGACAUUUACAUCAUAAAAAGCUUUCAGCGUCAAUUCCUCGUUGAACGGGACUUCAGAAUAGGAAUUAAGCAGAGAGCCUCCUAACCCCACGCUCCUCACGUCAGUGUUCACCAACGAGCCAAGUAGUCCAUUGCCACACCCACGCUCACCACCGAGACUCGCACCAUUCGGUAAACAGACGUAGCAACUCGGACGAUCACGUGUUCCUCCAGUACUCUGUCAGACCAGUCGACGUUCAUCACCAGUCUUCCAUACAGCACAAUAUGCAACAAAAGUGCAAAACGUUUUCAGAGAGAUACACACUGCUACAUUUUAAUGCUAACUUUUUGUUUUUGUUUUUAUAUUUGCCUACUUAUCGAUCCAUCUAUUUAUUGAUUUUUAUUUAUGUGAUCAUGUGGAUGUUUGUGUCAUGUGUUUGUUUACAAAGUAGAUUUUAUGCCAACAAAACUAUAUCAAGAGCCAACCUGCUCUGUUUCAUUUCUCACCCUUAUUCUUUUUUGGAGAAUUUCCCUCCACGACUUCAAUAGCAGUGCCGACGGAUCGUCUGUUUGUUUAUAGCUCACAUUUCAUCACGCUUAUCCCUGGUAACCGGAAUGUGUGCGUGAGACGGGUGGAUGAUGGCUGACUGAGAGCGAAACUUUGUGGCCGCUGAGUAGGCGAGAAGAUUUUAACUGACCCAAGAAUAUUAAAUUCAUUAACAUUGCCAAACCCUAACAGGUACAUAAUUUCUCUUGCUAAAUUGCCUCAUCUCCUGCUUUUAUGCCUCGUUCCCUUUGUCUGUCCGGCUCUUUACCCCGUUGUGUAGCCAUCAUCAUAAGAGAAACUGUACCAAGUCGUUUGCCUCACUGUCUGCACACACACUUUAUGAUUGAUUCACGAUCAUCUGUUUCAUCUAUUUCCUCACCACGUCACCUUCACUCUCAUUGGCCCAACUCUGGCUAAGAUUGUAAACUAUUCUCCAUCCAUAAAGGGUCAGUAGAAUAAGGUGUUUAAAAAAAAAGAAAUGUCUGUAUCAUAAUUUAAAUAUAAAAGUGCACUAUUAUAACUAUUGCCUGUGAUAAAAAGAACAAUUAUGAUUGAAUUGACGGUCAAAAUAAAGAGAGAUCCACCUUAUUGUUAUGGUUACAAUAAUAAACCCUAAAUUCAUGUG
Molecule: messenger RNA, 5561 nt
Organism: Pleuronectes platessa (European plaice)
Lineage: Eukaryota; Metazoa; Chordata; Actinopteri; Pleuronectiformes; Pleuronectidae
Product: serine/threonine-protein kinase BRSK2
Exons: 19
Coding region: 587-3160 (857 amino acids)
Biological process (GO): intracellular signal transduction; microtubule cytoskeleton organization; protein phosphorylation
Cellular component (GO): cytoplasm
Molecular function (GO): tau-protein kinase activity; ATP binding; protein serine/threonine kinase activity
Source: RefSeq, a predicted model, not a curated record